AUGGCACGUGGUACGGAAAGAAGAAGGCAGACGUUCCUGAGCAGAUGAAUUAUAAGACCCAACCAGAAUUGUUAAGCAAGACACUAAAAUGAGUGUAAAUAUCUGUCUCUUUCAAGGUAAAACAAGUUUGUGACAGCAUGUGACUGACGGGGAGAAGAGUGAUGCAAAGACGUUCAUGACUGUUCGACAGACAUCUUUUAUGUCAGACUGUCAGAGUGAAAUAGUACUGAAGAUUGUUGGUUUUCCUGAAGAGCUCUGUUGUCCAAUCAAGCACCAAGAACAAAGCAUGUGACCAGGACUUGUUUGGGGGAGAUAAUGGAAUCAACAGAGUUGUCUGUGGAACCUCAAGUGUCUCCUGAAUUACAUCUUUCUCCAAAUCCUCAGUUGAUUUCUGAAAAUACAUCUCCAGAGCCUCAAGCUUCACUCCUUGAUGCAUCAGAGGAGGUGUGCCAAGACCCCCAAAACCAGCAAGAAGCCAUGACACCAACAUCCCCAGAUUUCCCAGAUUCUCAGAUAUCCAGCAGCGAGGACCCAGCUGUCACAGAGGAUGAAGACCUUACCCCAGGUAAUAAGUAUCCAUCGAUCUUUGACCCUUUGAUGGUCGAAGAGUUGAGUUUUGGUGACGAGUUAGACUUACAACAGUUCUAUAACGGUCAGACUCUUGGAAUUGUGUCAGAAUUGGGAGGUGACGAGCAGGGCAGGAAGACAAGGAAAUAUCCAUGCACCAUUUGUGGUAAGCGAUUUCGCUUCAAUAGCAUUCUGUCCCUUCAUAUGAGAAUCCAUACAGGGGAGAAACCCUUCAAGUGUCCAUACUGUGGGCAUAGGGCAGCCCAAAAGGGAAACCUGAAAAUCCAUUUACGAACUCAUAAGUUAAACAGUGAAGGAAAGGGUCCAGGACGACUGAGUGAUGAAAACAGACUACUUCUGGAGCUUGAAGAGAGAGCUAUCAUGAGAGACAGACAGAUGAGGAGAGUUGAUGUGCCACAGCUUCCCUCUCAGAAAGUUGAAGAACUUAUCCCAGAGGCUCCGCCAGAGCCCUCACAUGUUGAUCUUUACUCUUCCAUGUUGCCUUCAGAAGACCCUGAAAUUGUUACAGUGAUCCCCACUGCACCAAUAGAGAGCCCAGUUGCACAAGAGGAACUUAUACCUGUCACCCCUGUUGUUGUCCCCACCCCUGUGAGUAGCACAGUUGUCACUGUGCCUGGUUUCCGUUGCACCUUUUGUAAGGGGAAGUUCAAGAAACGUGAGGAGCUGGAACGUCACAUUCGCAUUCUUCAUAAACCUUACAAAUGUACUCUUUGUGACUUUGCUGCAUCACUAGAAGAAGACUUGGUUGAGCAUGUAGAGAAAGUGCAUAUUGCUACAGAGACUCCUCAAGGGCGGGCAGUUGGAGCAGAGCCAGCUGCCCCAGAAUUUCGCUGUGAGGUAUGUGGGCAGGCUUUUACUCAGUCAUGGUUCUUGAAGGGGCAUAUGCGUAAACAUAAAGACUCAUUUGAUCACAAGUGUCAAAUCUGUGGGCGUUGUUUUAAAGAGCCUUGGUUCCUCAAAAAUCACAUGAAGGUUCACCUUAACAAACUUGGCUUGAAGGUGAUGACUCAGAAAGAGACAAAGGCUCUUCCAGCACAUAAAAAAAUGGCAAAUGAAAUCAAUAUACUGGGGUACGAAGCUCUGUACUCUGGUUUCUUCCUAACAAGCAAUAAGACCCAUGAUGAAAGCUCAACUGUGCAGGGGAAGAAAAACGCUGUUAUGAAAGAUAAGGACAGAUUGGAGAAGCUGUUGUCUGGAAGGAGAGAUCCAGAGCAAGGAGGGGUGGAAACUGAAAAUAACUCGUACUUGGGUUACCUGAACCUGGUGAGUCCGAUGGACAGCACAUGCGUGGAACGUUUGCAGGCAGCUGCAAGAGUGGCGGAGAUCAACCAGGCUAGUAGUACUCAGGUGUGGCAAAUGGUGGCCAGAGGUUUAACCCAUCAGCCCACCCCAGAUAAGCACUUCACCAGACCAGUGAUUGAAUCUGAUAGCGGGAAAAGUGGCCUUAUCAUGAAAACCUUAGAGGCAUCACAGGUAGUAAAUACUCCUUACAAGAUGAUGGUAAAGAACGAGUCUGAAACUAUCCAGGCGUAUGUCAGCAAUCUACUGAAAGACAAUCCUCAGGGUACUUCCUCCUCUAGUGGUCUGCAAAAUGGAACAAGUAGCUACAAGGAUAAGUCUUCAGAAUGUACUGAUUGUGGUAGAGUUUUUAAGACAUAUCACCAAAUGGUUGUCCAUUCCAGGGUCCAUAAAAAACCACUGCAAAAUGGAGAGUGGGCCAAAAACUUGGGACUUCCUUCUCUGCCAUCUCUCCACUCCAGUGUUUCAGGGCUGGGUAGUAGUGCUCAGUCUUCAACAGGUUUUCAGCAGGUUGGAGCCAGAUCAGAUGGUAGCCUUUCUUCUCCGGUCCAACCAUUCCAAGGGGACAGUGGUGAGGUCAGAGCAAUGGGAUCCAGCCAGGCGGCCUUGCUGAGGGAGCAAGUUCGAGGAGGAGCAGCAGCAGCAGCAGGGAAGGACUGUCCAUACUGUGGCAAAACAUUUCGAUCUUCUCACCAUCUGAAGGUGCACCUGCGAGUUCACACAGGUGAGAGGCCAUAUAAAUGCCCUCAUUGCAGCUAUGCUGGGACUCAGUCAGGCUCAUUGAAGUACCAUCUGCAGCGUCACCACCGUGAACAGAAGACCAGCAGCCCCUCUUUAUCAGGACUUCCCCAGAUGCCAAAGGAUUUAACUAUCAAAAAGGGUGCAACUCUACACCGAGAUCUCCUAGUUCAGAGUAUAAGGAGUCAAGGUGUGACCUUUUUCACUGGUGCUAACAACCAGCAUUGGUCUGGAAAACUCUUAGUUUGUAAAGGAGCUAGCGGCAAGAGUGACUGCUUGCCUGACAUGGGGUCACGUCAGGCCAAGGAUGCUUUUUCUUCUAAGAGUAAAACCACAGCAAGUUUGCCUAAUUUCACUAAUGUCUUCCAGAGUGUGUCCAGAAGUGAAGUAUCUUUCCAGCAUCCUCUGUUUUCUGUAGCAAAAUCUUCUACUGUUAGCAAUGCAGAGAAGGAAGAGAGCCUGGAUGAACCAGGCGUUAGUAGACCACAGUAUAGUCAGAGGGCAGAGUUCUGGAGCCCUGGAGAUUUUGAGCAAAAUGUUAAGGCUGAAAUGAAAAUCCGAAAUGAACAAAAUGGCACUCCUUGCCAUAGAAUCUCACGUAGAAAACCAGUAACCACAAGCAAGGUUCUUGUAAAUGGAAAACCUGAUUUUGAGCCUCUUGAUUUGUCCUACCGACCCCCAGCGGAAGACUCUGUUGAUGACAUCACUCUUCAUAGGUGUGUUUUCUGCCCAUUCACAACAUCUUCUGUAGAGCUGAUGGCUAUGCAUUUACAGGUGAACCAUACCAGCAAGUCCCGUCGCAAAGACAGGGGAGCAGAUAUCUUCAAAUUAAUGAGUGAUUCUUCUGGAUCUACAAAUUCGGCUGCACGCUUUGGGUUCCCUAGUUCUGUUCUGAAAAGUGUACCUUGCCCAUCUCCUGCUGCCUCUUCGUUCUUCCUUGAGAAAGCCAAGGACAAGCUCUGUGAAACCCCUCCUUUGCACAGUGAACUGAUCCAUGGGGUGGCAGUUCGAAAGUGCUGGAGCUCUCCUGAGGAUUCUGGAAGUUCAUCACCGUCUGGAUCAAGUGAAGCAGAAGAGGCUGCAUUGGCAGAUCAGCUUGCAUUACGAUCUCUCUGUCAAGGUGGAGAACAGCUGUAUGGUAGUGAACAUAUAGAGGACAGCCCGCUAGCUACUGAACUGAGUUCUCCUGCUUCAGUAGUUGAGGAGACUGAUGACACUGUGACGAGUACUGCUGUAGAGCUUCUGCAGACCAGCAAUCCGUCCAGUCAUAGAGAAGGUAUCACAGAUCAGCCUUGCUUUGAUGGAGUAAGGACAUCUUUAGAGGAAGACUACAUGGAAGUCCAGGCCCAGAGUGAUUCUGAUAUUGAAGAUGAGGAUGAUGAUGAUCUUGAUGAGGAGGAUGAUGAUGAAGAUGAUGAUGAUGGAGUAAUGUUGACAGAAGAGCCUGGGAUGCCUUGGAAUGGACUGAGCACUUAAGUUUGAGGAAGCUCUUGCCUCACCUGGAUUGAGUGCUGCUGUUUUCAGUGUUACCAAAUUUCAGAAUGCAGUGUUAAAAUGCUGACUGUUCCCAGUUUAAUCUGGCAGAGUGAGACUUUGCUGGCCAGUCUUAGGAAAUUCCUGUUAGUACUAGUAUAUAUUGAUUGUAUUGGUUCGAGCUUCACUUCUGGUGUUGAACGUGAAAACACAGUUUGCAGUGUCAUGGCACCAGACUGUGGGUGGUUAGUUUGCUUAUCAUCUCUCACGAUCUUCAGAGUGCCAGCUUCAGUGUUACUUGAUGGCAUCCAUUGAAGGAGCACGCAUUUUGUGAUGCCUGUGUGAUGUACCACGAAAGAUGUGGACUUUCAUAGUGUUUGUUACAUAUUUCUCAUGAAGCUAUGUGUCUGCAUUAAGAAGAAAAAAGGGACAAUGUUCCACUAUACAGAUGUCAUGUUUACUUCAAAAAAAAAAUGAAAAAAAAAUCCGAACAGACUUAAAACCCAGCAGUAAAGCUGUUUAAACAGGAUGUUUCUUUUACACAUAGGGAGGUUAAUUUAACCCCUCUUGGGAAAGUAAACACCCCAGGUUUACAAGUAAACCCAGAAAAAAUAUAAAGAUCACAUGAAGAUUUAUUGACCCAAAAAUAAAAAUAUUUCACAUGGAUUUUUGAACAUUAAUUGAAACUUUUAAGUACUACUGAAAACUAAAACCCUCAGUCAAGGGGUCCUGGAAUGCCUUUGCUUGCACUCAGAACCAGCAGGCUGUUGACUUGAACACUGUGGUGACAUGGGUUAGUGUCACAUGACUCUACUGUGCUCAUCUAAGGAUGAGGUAACAUUAGCUAGUAAUAAAAGAAAGACUAACCUGUAUUUAGGCCCAGUAGGAAGGAUGUAGCUCUUAAAAAAAAAAAGGGAGGAGCCAGAGACUUGUGGAAAUGUGGCACUUACAACAAAGCCCUUUAGGACAGCACAGGCUGUUCUCCACCUUCACCCCAAAUUCCUAUCUUCCAGCGGCUUGCAGAGCUACUGUGAAGGCCAGGAAGGACCAGUGCAGUUUCGUCUUUUGAAGACCAGUGGAUGAUGAGGGAGGAGGGGCAUUAGAUUGAAAAUGUGCAAUGUGGGAUUAGAACUGGAUAAGUACAUCACUCUUCAAGUUUUCUCCUCCCUUUAAGGACUUUAGAAAUAUGAGCCGUUUAAAAAUGUAUAAAGAAUUGUAAGAACAGAGUGAGAGAGCUCCUGCCUGCAGCCUAGGGUUACAUGGGUACAUCUUCAUACUGUAAGGGCUGCAUUUUCACGCAUCUCUUUUCUCUGUGGUAUACGUCUUCCCACUGGGAAAUCCGGAAAAAAUAACACUGGAAAGGAAGUUACCUUUCCCCAUUAAUAGAAAAACAAAAGAAAAGUAAUUUGUUUUGACUGGGCAUUACUGAAAUGACAUUGAGAUGUAUGGUCAGUGAUAUUAGGGCAUUAUGUACGUUUUCAGAGUAUUAUUGGACUGAGCUGAAGUCAUUAACAUUGGAAGCAUUACUAAUGUAAUGCUGAUUUGUGUUGGAAUGGGUUGAGCUUGGUUUCUGCUAUAGUAAUAUUGAGUGUUAUUUGGAUACAAGGGAAGAACAGGAUAGAAAAUGAAAUGACAGACUUAUUCAGAGAGUGCCUUAACCAUUUUGUCUGUGCUUCAAAAAAAAAAACAAAACAAAAAAAACAAUUUGCUGAUUUAAGGGUUUGGUCUUACUGCGGCACAACUGUUUUUGGUCAUGUCUUUUGACUAACUGGUUGCGUAAUCUGAAUGGACUCUGUAUUGUAGAAAUGGAUGACACAGGGUAAGCUAGCAGAGGUUCAGACAAGGUUGACAGUUUGCCAGAGAUACCUUAAUCACUUGGUUGAGAUUUUCAUUGUUAGCAGUGGGACAAACACCCUUCCCUCAUAUGGAUUGGAAGGAUCAUGUCCCACCCAUGACGACUUCAUCUGAACAUGUCAAUCUUGUCUGUCACAUCUGUUUUAGCCAAUCAAGUGUCAGCCUUCUUAAGUAUGAAUUAUUUAGCCAGAGUUUUUCAAAAGUUCUGACAGAGGAAAAAGACUGUCAUGUGGUUAAAUUGUAGUACAUAUUACCCCUUUGUAAGUAAUUUUUUUCUCUCAAAAGUCCAUUCCAUUGCUGCCUGUUGUUUUUGUGUGUUAUCAGGUAGAAUUUUUUUUGUUAACACACAUUGCCUUUGUCUAAUUUUUGCCACACCUUCCAAAAAACUGAGUUAUAGCCCUAAGGGUUUGCACCUUUUCUAAAUACACUUACUUAAAAAAGGUCUCACUUUGAAAAUGUACCCCUCCUGUUAAGAGAAGGGGAUAUUUGGAGUUGUGCCUCGUCUGUGCACGUAGAUUAUUGCAAGCCUCAAUCUCCUCAGUAUUGAGCAGGCUGGUUUAAUAUGCUUCCGCACAGCAUGUCUGACUUUGUUCUUUAAAGUGCAGUGUAAAUUCACUAACCGAAGAGGUGUUCUUCGAGCAAGUAAUGACCUUUAUUGGUCAAGCAGAAUACAAAAUUCCCUUCAAUGGCAGUGAUGGAGCAAAGCAAUCUAGGGCAUUACAUCAUGUAUUUCUUUUGAUAAAAGUGAAAUAUGGACUUCUGGGAGAUUGUACACACUGUGCUGUCUUUUGUGCAUUUUCUGUGUAAGCCUUAUCAGAUAUGUUUUAUGUUUCACUACAUUUCUUUUUUUGGACAUUUUUUUUGUUCAUACUGCUGGGUAUUUCUGAAAGCUGAACUUUUCCCUACAUCAUCUUCUGGAAAUUUCUUUGUAUUUAUCCCUUUUAAUUGCUUAUGUCUAAUCACCCAAAGAUUAUCAUUGUGAUACCAUGCUCCAGAGCAGCAUGUUUUUCUGAAAAAUAUUUUUGUCUUGCACCUUCUUUAUGCUGCUGAUUUAUAUGAGUAUCACCUGGCAGGAGUUUUGAGAAUGCAGUAGGAUUUGUACAUCUAACGCUUUCAAGCCGUAUUGGAUGGUAAGUUGUGAUUAUUGCAUGUGCAGUCAUAGAGGGUAAGCGACUUUAUAGCAGGCUGAUUUGCUAUCCAUAAGAGAGGAUUGAGUAGGUGGGUGUGACCUUGUGCCAUCCAACUCAGAUCUGAGGGGUGAGUAGGAUACCCAGAUGCAAAAGUUUAACAUCAUGACACUUGUCUUUCUUGCAUCAGAGUUCAGCAGAAUUUUAAAAACAUCAUGUAGUCACCCUCAAAAAGAAUUGCACAUGUAACACUAUUAUAGCAUCCCCUUAAACAAUAUGCAACAGAACCUACCCAUUCUGUGAGGGAAUUAAGGAAUGCUGGAAGCUAUGUUUCUGUCAGAAUGGAUGGAAUCUGCAUAUUGAUGAAUAGGCUACCCCUCAUCUCAUCACAUUAGGAUAUAUAGUAUCACAGUGGUGACCAUAGUUUUACUGCUUCUGGUACGUCACAAUGUCCAACCAGCUGCAUCUUGGCAUCCAGCAUCUGUCUCUUUCUGUGUCUGAAUGCAAAUCUGCCUUGCCUUUAAGUAUUGAAGCUUUAGUGUUGGUGGAAUCUUGCCUUCUUCUUCUUCUUGUGAAAUAAUUCUGGUUAUUUUAAACUAUUUCCCUCCUUGGUGCACUCUAGCUGACUGCUGUUUAUUUAUUUUUUGUUCCCCUUGCUUCAUCCUGUGAUACCCUAGCCCAGUACCCUGCAUCCAUCACCAGGACUACCAGCAUUCUCUACAUCCCCAGACAUUUUCACUAAGGCCAGCAUGGUACCCAAGGGUGGCCUGCAGGGUCCGGCCAUUGCAUUCUUUGCUGGGGAUUUUAUUUGUGUCCUACCCCAUUUUCUGCUCUCUGCUACAGCCUCUUGGUUUUGUCUGAAGGAGAGGAUGUGAUGGGGACAUGAUGACAGAUCACCUUGCCAACAUGACAACUCAGUGUCCUCACCCUAAUCCCUCUUUGAGCAAUUCCCCUUCUUCACAUGUCCCUGGCACCUACCUGGGAUCAUGUGAGAAAUUCCCUAAUGUCCACCCCCACCAGGAUGAUCACACCCACCCCUCCCCUGCCACUCCGUCAGUCAGCUGAGGCACUAAUUGAAUCUGGGUCAGCUGGCCUGUAGCCGGGGCUUUAUCCCUCUAUGCCACCAGAGCGGCUAGCUGACUUCUCUUUUUAUUGAUAUUAAUGCUGCUACCUUUAUGCUAAAAUGGAUUGAUUCCAGUACUACCUUCACUCAUUCACUCACUGUUCGCUGCGUAGAGAGUAUUAUUACCACCACCCUGAUUUCCAUAGAUGUUUACAGUUUUUGUUCUUGGUUAUUGCUUGAUGUCUUAUUCAUCACUGUUUAAUUUACAUAGUAUGCCAGUAAAGAAGCUAAUGUGAGGGAGUCUUGGUACACCAUGCCACUUUCAAAUCAAGCAUUUUGCUUAUUCAGAGGUUCCAUGUGUCAUAAAGUUUCACGGUGUUAGUUUCUGUGGCUUACUAAAUUCCAGGAGACACUCGGCUCAUUUCAGUCUUAUUUCCAUCUGCUAUGGCUGUAGAUGGCAUCUCAGGGACUUAUAACUCCUUACUGUAAUUUAAGUAAGGUAAACCCUAAAUGCUGUUUCCCGGCUCUCAUAAAGACAAAGCAUUGAACUUCCUUACAUUGGGUGGCACCUCCUUUAUUGUUGUAGCAGAGCAUUGCUGUGUUUCAUCACCUUUAUCAAGUGAGGUUGCAUAUUAACAGACAACAGCUGAGUCAGUUUUGAAAUGCGUUGGCUAUGCAGCAUGUAUACAGUCAUUGCCUAUGACUUAUUUCUGGUGGAUUUGCAUGAAGGCGAUUCCAGUCAGUUGUAUAAUCAAGAUCAGAUCCCUUGGCAUUUCUUUUAUCUCUUUAAUGCCAGUAUAUUAGCCUCUGUGACCUGUUCUGAUUCUGUUGUUAGCAUCUGCAUGACCAGCAUGUGGCGCGGUUUUAUUUUUGAUGUACAUUUUUUGUGUCUAGAGGAGCAACCAGAACUUUUUUUUUAGUGCCACCUGAUAGCUCCGGCUCUCCUGCCCCUCCCCCAACUUUGACACCACUGUCCUGAUUACCAUCUGGUAACAUUUCUUAUCCUUUUUUCGCCGUACCAUUAAUAACCUUUUAGUGCACUUCAGAUGGAAGAGGGUCAAGAACAGUGAGGGACAGCAGUAAACUGCAGGAGCUGGGCUGUUUUUAAUUCUACCCUCUCUGUCAUACUCUGGAGUUAUGAAUGUGCACAAACUUGAAGUGUGUUUUUGUGAUUGUGCAUUCCUGUAUAUGCCUCCUCCUGCUGGUACUGUUGGCAUUGUAUGCCAUCUCCCAAUCCCGAUCACCCCCCAACACACACACACUGGAAGGUAGUGUAGUCAGAUGUCCUACCUCAUUGUUCCAAGUGUGCCCCAUUGAAGGAGGUGAGUAGUCAUACAGCUGUAUUCUUCACCUGCUUCCACAUAGCCUCUAGCUGCAGGAAUUUUGUUUGUUUGAUUCACUAACAUUGCAUGCAUUUGCUUUGUCCCAUACUGUUGGUUUUCUGAUCCAUUUUCUUUUGAAUCUUUCUUUUUAUUUUUUUAUUUAUUUUAAUUUUGCAGUGACUGAACCCAGUUGUCAUGUCUAAUCCUUGUAUCUCUCUUUCACGUUCUCUCUGCAAGCAUGCCUAAAGGACAGUUGGUGUACUCCUCAUUUGAAAUGUGAUCUAUAAUGAAACAUCCCACGUGUGCUGUUCCAUCCAUUUUAUGAACUGCAUGUACGAACGUGUCAUAUAUGGAGAUGAGCUUUGGGUAGGUGCUGUUUGCUGUGUUUGUGGUAAAGGAGAGUAGCUCAGGUGUUGUCUUUGGGUGCAGUCAGGUGGCAGGUGGAGUGGAGGUAUACAUCACUUGUGUAGUAGUGAUCUUUUUUAAAUUAUCUGAUACAGAUGGUUAGACAGACACGGGAGCUGCUGCUGCAGUCAGGUGUGCUGAUAGAUGUUGAGGGUUUUACAACAGGAAAUGGUUGUGUUUUAUCUACUAAUGUGAUCACUGUGCAUACCUGAAGUGUAACAUUGUUGAAGGGAAUGCCAUCUCUUAUACUACUUAAGAGCGUGUGUCACACACAAGUGCUGAGCUUAAGUACACUGACCACUUGAUGCCACUUCAUUUGUCCCUGCAUCCUGUUUGCCUUGUCUGGAUUGUUUGCACGCUGUCCUGUCAGUCAUUUGUGUAUGCUGUUUGUAAGUGCUUAGUUGUACCUCUUGAGUGUAAUACUUAAUACAAAUUUUGGGUUGCAGAAAGAUCAGGGACCUAGGUGAUCUAAUUCUUCUAGCCGUUUAUGUUAAGUCGAUACAACUGUGUUAUACUGAAAAUCCCAUUCUGUUUGCAACCAUGCAUAUGUUAGAUAUUCUGAUAUUGCUUGCAGAAGUAGCUGAACCCCAUCCGAAUGGGUGUCAGCUCAAUUGUCAUCUUUUCUGAUUAGAAUGGUUUGCCGUUUAACUGAUUCAAAAGCAAGGGAAAAAAAACAGGGGAAGAACUGUUCUCCAGCAUCUGUGCUUUUCCUUCAUUUUCUAAGUAAUCAGUUGUUGUUGUGUCUUUUGGCUUUUCCCGGUUAGGGGUGGCCACAGCGGAA
Molecule: messenger RNA, 10650 nt
Organism: Protopterus annectens (West African lungfish)
Lineage: Eukaryota; Metazoa; Chordata; Ceratodontiformes; Protopteridae
Product: zinc finger protein 536-like
Exons: 6
Coding region: 316-4101 (1261 amino acids)
Biological process (GO): regulation of DNA-templated transcription
Cellular component (GO): nucleus
Molecular function (GO): DNA-binding transcription factor activity, RNA polymerase II-specific; RNA polymerase II cis-regulatory region sequence-specific DNA binding
Source: RefSeq, a predicted model, not a curated record